Molecule: messenger RNA, 6234 nt
Organism: Scleropages formosus (Asian bonytongue)
Lineage: Eukaryota; Metazoa; Chordata; Actinopteri; Osteoglossiformes; Osteoglossidae
Gene: dicer1
Product: dicer 1, ribonuclease type III
Exons: 29
Coding region: 349-6111 (1920 amino acids)
Biological process (GO): pre-miRNA processing; apoptotic DNA fragmentation; siRNA processing
Cellular component (GO): nucleus; cytoplasm; RISC-loading complex
Molecular function (GO): DNA binding; ribonuclease III activity; deoxyribonuclease I activity
Source: RefSeq, a predicted model, not a curated record
CAUUUUGAUUACUGCAGGCCCAGGACCAGGUAGAAGGAAGUGUUGCGCGCUAGUCUAUCGGGAGCAGGACGGAAUGGAUGAAACGAAAUCUCGCGCAUUUCAAAGACAUUUUAUCCCGGAGGCCGAAAAUUAAGCGUUUUUCUGGGAAAUGAGAAAACCCGUUUGUUCUCUCCUGCUACUGCUGUGUUUGAUUCAACGUUCUACCGUAAUACAUUUUUUUUUUCCCUUGACGUGCAACAUAAGCUGAUUGAGAUAACAGAACAUGGGGCUCAGAAUCCAAGCUACCUAAUCGCGUAAUAAAGUUUCUUUAUCCUGAAUUAACUCCUGAUAACAAAGGGAUAAUGGUUAAUGCAAAGAAAUGAGAUAAACACUGGAAGAGUGGAGACUCCUGCUUUACGGUUUAUAAGCAUGGCUGCACUACAGCUUGUACCCCCAACGCCCUCAUCUAUGGGGCCCUUUCUUGGUCUCCCAUGGCAGCAAGAGGCUAUCCAUGACAAUAUUUACACCCCAAGGAAAUAUCAGGUUGAACUUCUUGAAGCAGCUCUUGAACACAAUACUAUAGUCUGCUUAAAUACUGGCUCAGGGAAGACCUUUAUUGCAGUACUCUUAACAAAACAGCUCUCCCAUGAAAUCCGAGCAGAUUACACAGAAAGUGGAAAACGGACAGUUUUCUUGGUAAAUACAGAAUCAUCUGUGGUCCAGCAAGCGGCUGCUGUUCGGACACAUUCAGAUCUUCAGGUUGGAGAGUACAACAGUGUUGAAAGCACUUUGCUAUGGACAAAUGAACAGUGGAAUAGUGAAAUAAUUGAAAACCAGGUACUUGUUAUGACAUGUCACAUUUUUAUAAGUAUUCUGAAGAAUGGAGUUUUACCACUGUCAAAAAUCAACUUGCUUGUUUUUGAUGAGUGUCACCUUGCAAUUAUGGACCAUCCCUAUCGGGAAAUAAUGAAGGUAUGUGAGGGGAACUCAUGCUGUCCUCGAAUCUUGGGUCUCACGGCUUCCAUUUUAAAUGGCAAAUGUGAUCCAUCAGAAUUGGAGAAGAAGAUUCAGAAUUUGGAGAGGAUCUUUAAAAGCAAUGCAGAAACUGCUACUGACCUUGUUGUUUUGGACAGGUAUGCUUCCCAACCUCGUGAGAUUGUGCUGGACUGCGGACUCUACACGGACAAAAGUGGGCUCAGCAAACGACUUCUCGAUGAGCUGGAUGAAGCAAUUAAUUUUCUCCAUGACUGCAACAUACCUGUAAAUCGAGAGGACAGAGAUCCAACUUUCAUUUCCAAACAGGUGCUGAGUGAUUGCAAAGAAGUGCUAACUGUGCUUGGCCCAUGGUGUGCAGACAAGGUGGCAGGAAUCAUGGUGAGGGAACUGCAGAAGUAUAUCAAACAUGAGCAAGAGGACAUAAAUCGAAAAUUCCUGUUGUUUACAGACACAAUUCUGAGAAAAGUCCACGCUCUCUGUGAAGAGCACUUUUCACCUGCUUCCCUGGACUUAAAGUUUGUGACUCCAAAAGUAACAAAGUUGCUAGAAAUUCUUCGAGAGUACAAGCCGUUUGAACGACAGCAGUUUGAAAGUGUUGAGUGGUACAACAAUCGCAAUCAGGAUAAUUAUGUCUCAUGGAGUGAUUCUGAAGAUGAUGACGAAGAUGAGGAAAUUGAGGUGAAAGAGAAGCCUGAGCCCAGCUUUCCUUCCCCAUUCACCAACAUAUUGUGUGGGAUUAUUUUUGUGGAGAGACGGUAUACAGCAGUUGUCUUAAACCGACUCAUAAAAGAAGCUGGGAAACAAGACCCUGAACUUGCUUACAUCAGCAGCAAUUUUAUAACUGGGCACAGCAUUGGGAAGAAUCAGCCUCGCAACAAACAGAUGGAGGUGGAAUUUAGAAAACAAGAGGAGGUUCUUAGGAAAUUUCGUGCUCAUGAGACCAACCUGCUCAUUGCAACCAGUAUUGUGGAAGAGGGAGUUGAUAUUCCAAAGUGCAAUUUGGUAGUUCGAUUUGAUUUGCCAACCGAGUAUCGUUCCUAUGUUCAGUCUAAAGGGAGAGCACGAGCACCAGUCUCCAAUUAUAUCAUGCUUGCGGACACCGAGCGAACAAAAACUUUUGAGGAAGACCUAAAAACAUACAAAGCUAUCGAAAAGAUCCUGAGGAACAAAUGCUCUAAAUCAGCAGACUGCAGUGACUUUGAAGUAGAGCAUGUACUGGACGAUGACAAUCUUUUACCCCCCUAUGUGCUGCACCCCGAAGAAGGUGGCCCCAGAGUUACUAUCAACACCGCAAUUGGACAUGUCAAUAGGUACUGCGCCAGACUACCAAGUGACCCUUUUACACACCUGGCUCCAAAGUGCAAGACUGCAGAACUGCCAGAUGGAAACUACAGAUCCACACUUUAUCUUCCUAUCAAUUCCCCUCUUAGAGUUCCAGUCACUGGGCCUCCAAUGGGUUGUGCAAGAUUGUCAGAAAAAGCUGUUGCACUUCUUUGCUGUGAAAAACUACACAAAAUGGGUGAACUGGAUGACCACUUGAUGCCAGUUGGAAAGGAGACAGUGAAAUAUGAGGAAGAACUGGAUUUGCAUGAUGAGGAGGAAACGAGUGUACCAGGGAGACCAGGGUCAACAAAAAGGAGACAGUGUUACCCAAAAGCAAUUCCGGAAUGUCUUCGUGACAGUUAUCCGAUGCCUGAGCAAUCUUGCUACUUGUAUGUGAUUGGGAUGGUACUGACAACCCCCCUACCUGAUGAACUUAACUUUCGGAGGAGGAAACUCUACCCUCCAGAGGACACAACAAGAUGCUUUGGAAUACUGACAGCAAAACCAAUACCUCAGAUUCCACACUUUCCUGUGUACACGCGGUCUGGUGAGGUUACUAUCUCCAUUGAGCUCCAGAAGUCAGGGUUCACGCUCAGUGCCUCCCAGCUAGAACUGAUCACCCGUUUGCACCAGUAUAUAUUCUCCCACAUACUCCGUUUGGAAAAGCCUGCAUUAGAAUUCAAACCCACUGAAGCAGACUCUGCCUAUUGUGUCUUACCUCUUAAUGUUGCUGAGGGAACCAACACCUUAGACUUGGAUUUUAAGUUCAUGGAAGAUAUUGAAAAAUCCGAGGCUCGUAUAGGCAUUCCAAACACUCAGUACACAAAGCAGAACCCAUUCAAAUUUAAAUUGGAAGACUACCAGGAUGCAGUUAUCAUUCCAAGGUACCGCAAUUUUGACCAGCCUCACAGAUUCUAUGUAGCCGACGUUUAUACUGAUCUCACACCGCUUAGUAAAUUCCCCUCUCCAGAAUAUGAGACAUUUGCUGAGUACUACAAAACCAAGUAUAACCUGGACCUGUCCAACUUAAACCAGCCACUUCUGGAUGUGGACCACACAUCCUCAAGGUUAAACCUUUUAACCCCUCGGCACCUUAAUCAGAAAGGCAAAGCUCUUCCCCUCAGCAGUGCGGAAAAAAGGAAAGCAAAGUGGGAAAGUCUGCAAAAUAAACAAAUUUUGGUUCCUGAGCUUUGUGCCAUUCACCCAAUACCUGCCUCCUUGUGGAGAAAAGCUGUCUGCCUUCCCAGCAUCCUCUAUAGAUUACACUGCCUCCUGACAGCAGAGGAGUUACGAGCCCAGACAGCUAGUGAUGCUGGUGUGGGAGUACAAAUUCUGCCACCAAAUUUCAGGUACCCAAACUUGGAUUUUGGUUGGAAAAAAUCCAUUGACAGCAAGGCCUUUGUAUCAAGUCCCAGCACCUGCAUGGAAGACAAUGAUGAUUACUGUAAGCACAGCACAACUGUAGCCCCUGACAAUGCUGCCUGUCAAGGUUCUCUGGAAGAUGCCUCAUCAAAAAAUGGUGCAGUUAAAUCUUUGGACUGUAACAGGCUCAUAGAAAAGCCUGAGUUUGACACUUUCCCUGUGGCUGGUCCCGUGCUGCAAGACGACAACAAAGAGAAACUGAACUGCGUCUGUGCCAGGAACCUCACUAAUGGCACUAUGGGCAAUGUCAGGCCCCUUGGUGGACUUGAAAAAUGCCAAUGUUCCAUGCUCAGCUCACAUGAUAAGAUAUUACCUAUACCAACCUCUACCUCAGUUCCUGUGCAGCACUCUUGGAGCACUGAGAACCAGCCCAGCUCCAGUAUUGAAUGUACUCCAGGGUGUAAAUCAAAUAUUGGACAUGCUAAGAUACCUACCUCAGAAUGUUGCCAGGUGACCGAGGUGGCAACCUGUUCCACAUCACCUUUGUCAGAUUCUUCAGAUAUCUCUGAAGCCAGCACAUCUGCUGUCUGUGGAGACUCCCCUAAAACUCUGGGUCCGAACCCUGGCCUCAUUCUGCAGGCUUUGACCCUCUCAAAUGCCAGCGAUGGGUUCAACUUGGAGAGGCUGGAGAUGUUGGGUGAUUCCUUCCUAAAACAUGCCAUCACCACCUAUCUGUUUUGUACAUAUCCAGAUGCCCAUGAAGGGCGCCUCUCUUAUAUGAGGAGCAAGAAGGUCAGCAAUUGUAAUUUGUAUCGGUUAGGAAAGAAGAAAGGCCUUCCAAGUCGCAUGGUUGUGUCCAUCUUUGAUCCACCUGUGAACUGGCUGCCGCCAGGUUAUGUAGUGAACCAAGACAAGAGCAGCACUAACAAGUGGGAUUCAGAUGAGGUAAAAGAUGAUCUCCUGGCCAAUGGAAAAGAUGAGUAUUUCGAUGAGGAUGAAGAGGAUGCUGUUGAUGAAAACGACGAUAUUAUGUGGAAGGAGCCAAAAGAUGAAGUGAACAUGGAAGAUGAUCUUGAGUACUACCAGGAGCACAUCAAGUUUAUUGACAACAUGCUAAUUGGAUCUGGUGCCUUUGGAAGGAAGAUCUCCUUAAGUAGCUUCCCCCCUUCUGAGCCUAGCUUUGAUUGGAAGGUUCCCAAGAGGCCCCCAUUUCCUAGCUCACACUUCCAGUCUGAUGCUGAUGAAUUUGAUUACAGCUCUUGGGAUGCUAUGUGUUACUUGGACCCCAGUAAAGCAGGUGAAGAAGAUGACUUUGUGGUGGGCUUCUGGAACCCCUCAGAAGAGAACUGUGGAGCAGAGACAUGCAAGCAGUCCAUCUCCUAUGACUUGCACACAGAGCAGUGCAUUGCCGAUAAGAGCAUUGCUGACUGUGUGGAGGCCCUGUUGGGCUGUUACCUCACAAGCUGUGGAGAGAGGGCAGCCCAGAUGUUCCUGUGUUCACUUGGGCUCAAGGUCUUGCCUGUGGUAAAAAGGACUCUAAAGGACAGUGAUGGUCAGCUGCCUAAGAGCAGGAAUGAUUGCUCCAAGGUCUUACAAUAUGGCUGGCUCCAGAUACCACCUCGUUGCAUGUUUGACCACCCAAAUGCUGAGGACACUCUCAACCACCUGAUCUCGGGGUUUGAGAAUUUUGAGAAAAAAAUCAACUACACUUUUCAGAAUAAAGCCUACCUCCUUCAGGCUUUUACUCAUGCUUCAUACCAUUAUAAUACCAUCACAGAUUGUUACCAGCGGUUGGAGUUUCUUGGUGAUGCAAUUUUAGACUACCUCAUUACAAAGCACCUUUAUGAAGAUCCCCGACAGCACUCACCUGGCGUGCUGACAGACCUACGAUCUGCACUUGUUAACAAUACUAUAUUUGCUUCUCUGGCUGUCAAGUACGACUACCACAAAUACUUCAAAGCAGUCUCUCCGGAAUUAUUCCAUGUGAUUGAUGACUUUGUGCAGUUUCAGUUGGAAAAAAAUGAAAUGCAAGGAAUGGAUUCGGAGCUUCGACGAUCUGAGGAAGAUGAGGAAAAAGAAGAAGACAUCGAAGUUCCUAAAGCAAUGGGAGAUAUCUUUGAAUCACUUGCCGGUGCAAUUUACAUGGAUAGCAAGAUGUCACUGGAGACUGUUUGGAGAGUGUAUUAUCCAAUGAUGAGGCCACUUAUAGAGAAAUUUUCAGCCAAUGUGCCACGUUCUCCUGUUCGGGAAUUGCUUGAAAUGGAACCAGAGACUGCCAAGUUCAGCCCAGCUGAGAGGACGUAUGAUGGCAAGGUGAGGGUGACAGUGGAGGUGGUAGGCAAGGGGAAGUUCAAAGGUGUCGGCCGCAGCUACAGGAUCGCCAAGUCAGCCGCCGCACGGAGAGCCUUGCGUAGCCUCAAAGCAAAUCAACCUCAGGUUCCAAAUAACUGAGCUGCACACUCCACAGUUUUCUUUGACAAUAGCUUGCUGCAGAAAGAAGUCAUUAACCUUACACUGAUAUUUCUUGUAAACGAUCAGAAUAAAAUUGUAAAGAAUUUCAUUAACAUUUGUAAA